AGGCGGAAGUGGACGAAUUUGAAUUGUGUGGGCCGUUGGAUGGGGCCGUUCCCGGAUGGCGUGUGGCGCAGCGCGAGAAGGGAAAAGUGACACAGCCGCUCUGGAACUUCUGCCCAGCGCGCCUCGGCUUUUUGGUGGAAGUUACUAAGCACAGCCACAGUCAAGGAGAAGGAAAUCAGGCUCCACCUUUUGAAGGGGGAGGAGUAUCAAACUGAGUGUCACUGACCAAGUGGAGUAAAAUGAAUGAAAGUAAAACUGGAGGCUCACAGAAUCCCACUUGUGUUUUCUGUCGAAAAAAUGAUGACUGUCCUAUUAAAUAUGGAGAAAAGAAAACUAAUGAGAAAUGGAAUCUCACUGUACAUUACUAUUGUUUGUUGAUGUCAAGUGGAAUUUGGCAGAGGGGUAAAGAAGAAGAAGGAGUUUAUGGUUUUCUAAUAGAAGAUAUCAGGAAAGAAGUGACUAGGGCUUCGAAACUGAAAUGCUGUAUUUGCAAGAAAACCGGUGCUUCAAUUGGAUGUGUCACACCCCGAUGUAAACGAAGUUAUCAUUUCCCAUGCGGACUUCAGAGAGAAUGUAUUUUCCAGUUCACUGGCAAUUUUGCGUCAUUUUGUUGGAACCAUCGACCUGUUCAGAUAAUUACAUCUAAUAAUUAUAGAGACUCCUUACCAUGCACCAUUUGCUUGGAAUUUAUUGAGCCUAUUCCAACUUACAGCAUAUUACGAAGUCCUUGUUGUAAGAAUGCUUGGUUCCAUAGAGACUGUUUACAGGUUCAAGCAAUAAAUGCAGGAAUGUUUUUCUUUAGGUGCACAGUAUGCAAUAAUAGUGAUAUAUUUCAGAAAGAGAUGUUGAGAAUGGGAAUUCAUAUUCCUGAAAAAGAUGCAUCUUGGGAAUUAGAGGAAAAUGCUUAUCAAGAGCUUCUGCAGCACUAUGAGCAUUGUGAUGUCCGAAGAUGUCGUUGCAAAGAAGGGCGAGACUAUAAUGUGCCUGACAGCAAAUGGGAAAUAAAGCGCUGUCAGUGUUGUGGUUCUCGCGGAACACAUCUAGCCUGUUCCUCACUACAAUCAUGGGAACAAAAUUGGGAAUGUUUGGAAUGUAGAGGUAUUCUUUACAAUUCAGGCGAUUUCCAAAAAGCCAAAAAACACACAUUACCCAGCACUAAUGUGGGAAUAACUGAUUGUUUGUUGGAGGAAUCUUCACCUAAAUUACCCAGACAGUCUCCUGGAGCCCAGCGUGAAGACCUGCUGAGGCAAGGCAGCAAAUUUAGAAGAGAUAUUUCAACUCUAAUAAUAGAGCUAGGAUUCCAAAUUAAAAAAAAAGCUAAAAGAUUAUUUAUCAACAAAGCCAAUAUCUGGAAUAGUGCCUUAGAUGGAUUCAGAAAUCACAACUUUAAUCCUUCAUAUACAAUUGAAAUAGCAUAUGUUAAUGAAAAUGAUCAUUUUGGAAAAGAGCAGCCUGGAUCAAAGCAAGAAUUCCUAAGUCUCUUAAUGCAGCAACUUGAGAACUCACCAUUGUUUGAAGGGUCCUUGUCAAAGAACUUGUCUCUCAAUUCUCAAGCUCUGAAAGAGAAUCUUUACUAUGAAGCUGGCAAAAUGCUUGCCAUUUCUUUGGUUCAUGGUGGUCCUUCACCUGGUUUCUUUUCUAAAACCUUAUUUAACUGCCUUGUUUAUGGACCAGAAAGUACCCAACCAAUUUUAGACGAUGUCUCAGACUUUGAUGUGGCACAGAUUAUAAUCAGGAUAAAUACUGCAGCAACUGUGGCUGACUUAAACUCUUUACUAAAUGAAUAUUAUAACUACCUAGAGCUUAUUGGAUGCCUAAGACUUAUAACAUCAUUAAGUGAUAAAUAUAGGUUGGCAAAAGACAUACUUGUUUAUCAUGUAAUUAAGAGAGUCCAAGCACCUUUUGAAAGUUUUAAACAGGGUCUGAGAACUCUUGGUGUUUUGGAGAAAAUUCAGACUUAUCCAGAAGCAUUUUGUAACAUCUUCUGUCAUAAACCUGAGAAUCUUUCCACAAAAAUUCUUAGUGAUCUUUUUACAGUACACACAUUAUCUGACGUACAGGCUUUGGGGUUUUGGAACAGUUACUUACAGGCUGUUGAGGAUGGCAAAUCUACAGUAACAAUGGAAGACAUCCUUAUUUUUGCUACUGGUUGCAGUUCCAUUCCACCUGCUGGAUUUAAACCCACUCCAUCAAUUGAGUGCCUUCAUAUGGAUUUUCCUGUUGGAAACAAGUGUAAUAACUGCUUAGCUCUUCCUAUCACCAGUACCUAUAAAGAAUUUCAAGAAAAUAUGGACUUUGCCAUAAAAAACACUCUAAGAUUAGAAAAGGAAGAAAAUUCUCACUUCAUUGGACAUUAACUGUUUUGAACAAAGAGAUGCUUCUUUAAAAGCUGCUGUUGAUACUUUUUGUUUCAGAAAUCUGUCCGUCAUCACUUUUGAGCAAACUUGGCCCAAUAAAAUAUAUGAUAUGAACAUAAA
Molecule: messenger RNA, 2477 nt
Organism: Orcinus orca (killer whale)
Lineage: Eukaryota; Metazoa; Chordata; Mammalia; Artiodactyla; Delphinidae
Gene: G2E3
Product: G2/M-phase specific E3 ubiquitin protein ligase
Exons: 16
Coding region: 240-2357 (705 amino acids)
Cellular component (GO): nucleus
Molecular function (GO): ubiquitin-protein transferase activity
Source: RefSeq, a predicted model, not a curated record